AUGUCCUCCAAAAAGAAUGUAAAAUCAGAACAAUUAAUAUCAUGUCCUGUUUGUAAUAAGAAAAUUAAAUAUUCGAUCAUUAAUGCUCAUUUGGAUAAAUGUACGGACAAGUUUAAUUCAGGAAACGAUGACUCCAAGGAGAAGAAUUCUGUUAUGAGUAUACUUGGUGGAUUUAAGUCGCGUAAAAGAGUUGCUGAAGUCGAUGUGGUUGAUCUGGAGAAAACGUCUUCUACAAAUGAAACCACUAUGGUAAAGGAAGAAGUGAGUCCUCAUGAGUCGGCAAAAAAAUUGCAAAUAGGAGCAGUAACUAAACAGAAUUAUGUUUCAAAUUCACCACAUCUUUCUACCGAAUAUGAAUCAAAGCGAUUGCAGAAGAUCAGUCAUUUACCAUUAAGUGAGAAACUGAGACCACAUGAACUCAAAGACUACGUAGGGCAACAACACCUUAUGUCUAAGGAAAGUGGUAUUUUGGCAAGAUAUAUAACAGAGGGUCAAAUCCCAUCGAUGAUAUUGUGGGGACCUCCUGGUGUUGGUAAAACAACAUUGGCGAGAAUAAUAACAAAAGCUGCAUCUGAAUCCAAUCCAGAUUCCAAGACCUCAUACCAAUUAGUUGAGGUAAGUGCCACUAAGACAAAUUCUCAAGAACUACGUUCGAUAUUUGAGAAGUCAAGAAAUGAAUAUAAGUUAACAAAAAGGAGAAUUGUAUUAUUCAUAGAUGAACUUCAUAGAUUUAACAAAGCACAACAAGAUUUGUUGUUGCCACAUAUUGAAAAUGGAGAUAUAAUUUUAAUUGGAGCAACAACUGAGAAUCCUAGUUUUCAGAUGAACAAUGCAUUGAUAAGCAGGUGUAACGUAUUCGUAUUAGAAAAAUUGUCAACAAAUGAAAUCUGUAUCGUCUUAUCAAGAGGAGUUGCAUUACUAAACAAGUGUCGUAAACUACUUUGGCAUACAACAAACCCUUUGAAGUUAUCCAGGAUGGUAUUAGAGUAUAUUGUCAAUCUAUGUGUUGGAGAUACUCGUAAAGCAUUAAAUAUAUUGGAAAUGAUUGAAUUAUCAACAAGAGAUGUUUCCAUAGAAUUAACAGUCGAUAGUAUUAAAGACAUCAUGAGACAAAACACAAGUGAAUCAGGAGUCAAUUCGUAUUACGAUAGAAAUGGUGAUAACCAUUACGAUACAAUAUCAGCCUUACACAAGGCUGUAAGAGGCGGUGAUGCAAAUGCGGCACUGCUUUAUCUUGGCCGUAUGUUACAAGGUGGGGAAGAUCCUUUGUAUAUAGCAAGAAGGAUGAUCAGAAUGGCAAGUGAAGAUAUUGGAGUGGCAGAUAGUAGUUUACUAACACUGGCAGUUUCUACUCAUGAUGCUGUUAUGAAGAUAGGUUUACCUGAGUGUGAUGUGAUUUUAGCACAUUGUUGUGUUGAGCUAGCGAGAGCAAAAAAAUCCGUAGAAGUUUAUAGAGCUUAUAAUAAAGUCAAAACCAUGCUUAAGGAAAACACCUAUUCAUUAGCUAGUAGUGAAAUACCUAUGCAUAUUAGAAACGCGCCAACAAAACUAAUGAAGGAAUUAGGCUAUCAUAAAGGGUAUAAAUACAAUCCAGACUUUAUUGAUGGUAAAGUAAAACAAGAAUAUUUUCCAACUGAAGUUCUGGACCAAUGUUUGGAUAAGAAAGAGUUGAAUUUUUUGACAGGUGAACACUUGGGAUCCAGAUAUGAUAAUGAUUUAGUAGAUAAUGAUGAAGUAAAAAAGAAGAGAAUAUAUAAUGGCAUUUCUUAUCAUCAAUCGGAUUUAUUUAAAUGUUUAAACGAUAUAUAA
Tetrapisispora phaffii CBS 4417 is the source of this 1809-nucleotide messenger RNA. It is a transcript of the gene MGS1, whose product is annotated as ssDNA-dependent ATPase MGS1. Gene Ontology annotation, biological process: regulation of DNA repair; DNA repair; DNA-templated DNA replication. The record is from RefSeq and is a predicted model, not a curated record. NCBI's taxonomy places the organism in Eukaryota, Fungi, Ascomycota, Saccharomycetes, Saccharomycetales, Saccharomycetaceae. The coding region runs from base 1 to 1809 and encodes 602 amino acids. Gene Ontology annotation, cellular component: nucleus. Gene Ontology annotation, molecular function: DNA binding; single-stranded DNA helicase activity; enzyme activator activity. The transcript has a single exon.